Messenger RNA from Fonsecaea pedrosoi CBS 271.37, 1590 nucleotides. RefSeq lists its product as uncharacterized. The record is from RefSeq and is a predicted model, not a curated record. Lineage: Eukaryota; Fungi; Ascomycota; Eurotiomycetes; Chaetothyriales; Herpotrichiellaceae. Gene Ontology annotation, molecular function: aminoacyltransferase activity. Gene Ontology annotation, biological process: phospholipid homeostasis. The coding region runs from base 1 to 1590 and encodes 529 amino acids. The transcript has a single exon.
AUGGCUUCCUUUCUAGACCAAGCAACCCAGAAUCACAACGCCUCCCACGCACACGUACAGGAUAUCAACAAUGCAGCCAAGCAAAAAACACCACGCAAGAAACCAACAGCUAAGGUGCCUCAGGCGAAAUCUCUUCUUUCCGAAGACCUCGGCGGAGGAUUGGCGCAGAUCCUCAUGACCCAAGCCAGGGACAUUGACUCGAUGAACAUCAUUCAACGUCUGCAAUUCCUUAAGCAGGAGGCCUUACUGGGACCAAGAUUUAUCGACUUUAACCAGAGCAGCACCACUGUUCUGACGACUUCGUUUUCUUCCCAAGGCCUAUUGUCGCCUGCCCACGAUGUCUGUGAACAUCAACAGUGCAUAUCUACUUCGAUGACUGUGAGCUUCAACUCCUCCAGCACGAGCCUGAACCAUAUUCCUGGCCAACCAAGAAGAAAGAAUAACGAUAUCCACACCUUUACACUCGACGACUUUACGGCCAUUUCGGCCCUGGGCUCCCUGGUGGAGCGCUUCGGCAAAGUCUCCCACAUGGGGAUCCUCGACCCUAGCUACCGAUUCUUCAUGACCAAGGAUCGCCAAGCAGCGCUUUAUUACAAGGUCAGGAACAAUGUUGCCGUUGUUGGCGGUGAUCCUCUCUGCGAUCCAGCAGGGUACAAUCAUCUUUUGUCUGAAUUUCGUCGGCUGCGUAAACGGCGGCGUUGGGGUGUGGUCUUUCUGGGUGCAACGGACGAGUUCGCGUCAUAUGCAAGCAAGCACAAAUGGGUGACUAUGCGAUUCGGCACCGAGCGAGUCCUCAAUCCUCUCAACAACCCUGUCCUCCAGGAGAAGGAGCAGAAGAGGAUGGUUACACAAAACAAGCAUCUCCUCGACCCUGAAAAAGGGGGCAUAUCAGUCCAAGCUUAUGCUCCAGCUCAGGGGCGUGACGAGGCUUUGGAGCGGGAACUGCGCCAGGUGUACGACCUGUGGAGAGAGUCUCGCAACCAGUCCGGCCAGCCACAGGCGUACAUGACUGUUUUCGAUCCAUUUGCCAUCCCAAUGCUCAUGACAUAUCUCUAUACCACGGAUCGACAAGGCCAAUGCAACGGCUUUGCCGCUCUGCGCAAGAUUGGUGCGAACAAGGGAUACCACAUUGAUCCUUACUGCGCUACGCCAACGGCACCGAAAGGCAUCACCGAUCUCCUCGUCUUCUCUGCCAUGUCUCUUCUUCAGCAAGCCGGCAUCGGCUAUCUGAGCUUCGGGUUCGAACCAGCCUCACAGCUCGACGAGGUCACAGGCCUGUCGCGGCCCACGACCGCACUCACCAAAUCCUGCUACCGACGCGCAUUCCGCCAUCUGCCCAUCGGCGGCAAGAAGGCCUACCACGACAAAUUCCGCCCGGACCCGGCCCUGGACUCUGGCUUGCACAUCAUCUACCCGAGCGGCGCGCCGAGUCUGCAAGACGCCCUGGCCACGCUGCACUUUGCCAACGUGGAAGUGCGGGAGCUGUUGAAGCGCGAAAUCUUCAGUGGGUGGUGGAGAACCAAGGAGUCCGCCCGCGGUCCCGAACAGAAGAAGGGAGGAGAGACGGCGCCUGCCGCAACGACCACCUGA